Molecule: messenger RNA, 1620 nt
Organism: Contarinia nasturtii (swede midge)
Lineage: Eukaryota; Metazoa; Arthropoda; Insecta; Diptera; Cecidomyiidae
Product: spermine oxidase-like
Exons: 5
Coding region: 50-1483 (477 amino acids)
Molecular function (GO): polyamine oxidase activity
Source: RefSeq, a predicted model, not a curated record
UUCACAUAGUUUGUUUGCGAAUUUCUUUAAAUUUCAAAAAAAACUCAACAUGGAAAAGCAAAUCGUUAUCAUCGGAGCCGGAGCUUCAGGAGUGGCAGCCGCCACAAAACUUGUGUCGAAUGGCUUUAGCAACGUAACAAUUUUGGAAGCUGGAAAUCGCAUCGGCGGAAGAAUCAACACCAUCCCCUUUGGAGCGAAUGUUGUCGACAUGGGCGCACAAUGGUGCCAUGGUGAAACAGGUAAUGUUGUUUAUGAAAUGGCCAAAGAUAAAAACGUCUUGGCUCAUAAAACCGAAAAACAUCAAAGCGAUGGGUAUCGGUACGUUCGAUCAAAUGGUGAAGAGAUUCCAGUGGAACUCAGCAAAAAAAUCACAGCUCUUAUUAUGGACAUUAUGGGAGACCAUUACGAAGAAGAACGAAAGUCAUAUGGCUCAAGUGGUAACUUUUAUGCUGCAAAAUUCAAGAAAGCUCUCGAAUCCGAUGAAUUCAAGGAAGUCGAUUCUGAAUUGGCUCACGAAUGUAUGGAAGUAUUUCAUAGAGCGGUGAAUUCAAUCGACGGAUGCGAUACAUGGUAUGAACUGUCAACAAAUUACCAUGAAUACGAAGAGUGUGACGGUGAUUACAAGAUGAAUUGGAAGGACAAAGGUUAUGCUACUGUUUUGGACUUAAUGCAGAAUAAAAUUCCCGACGCUAAAAAUCCUCAGUCCGUAAUCGAUGUUAUUCCAUUGACUAAAUUUAACAAAGAAGUGGUCAAAGUUUGCUAUAAUCAACCCGGUGCACCCGCAAAAAUUACAUGUAAAGACGGAAGUUCUUAUUCAGCCGACCAUGUGAUCUGUACGGUUUCGUUGGGUGUUCUAAAAGAAAGAUGUUUGAGUAUGUUCGAACCGUUGCUACCGCUAUGGAAAUACAAUAGCAUCGACGGCAUGAUGAUUGGAACUGUUGACAAAAUCUAUUUAGAAUUCGAUAAACCAUUUUGGAGUGAAAAUUGGCAAGGAUUCAGUUGCUUGUGGAAGUUGGAGCAGGUGAAAGAAGUGCGCGAGGAUCCGGUGAAUGGAGAUUGGCUUGAAGGAAUCAGCGGUUUCUAUCCGUUCAAUCCACUGCAACCGAAUGUUAUUUGCGGAUGGAUCACCGGCAAAUUGGCAUGCAAAAUGGAGGAAAAGUCUGAUGUUGAAGUUAAAAAUGGCGCUGAAAAGGUUCUUCGCAUGUUUUUAAGGCAUUUAGACAUUCCGGAUGCUAAGAAAAUGGUUCGCUCAACAUGGCAUUCAAACCCUCUAUUUCGUGGAUCCUAUUCGCACUUUGUUCUAAAAGCAGAAGCUUUGGAAACAAAUAAUCGACAGUUGGCUGAACCGAUAAAUGACUCGAAUGGAAAGCCAGUUAUUCAAUUCGCCGGAGAAGCCACUAGCCCCAAGUAUUUUUCAAACGUACAUGGGGCAGUUGAUGCUGGAUGGCGCGAAGCUGAACGACUCAUUAAUUUAUAUAAAUAAAGAAAAUUUACUAUAUAAAUGUAAUGGUCAUCUCGGGAAAUUGACAAAGUGGAACUUGACUUUGAUUUUGAGAAUGCAAAACUAAAACUUAAAGCAAUUGUAUAAUUUUAAAUCAUGAAAUAAACUUUCAAAUUGAA